UCAUUCGACCGCAGGUGCGUGCGAAGCAAAGAGGUAUUUUUGCACAUUUUUACAAGUUUUCAGUUUUAUUUUUUUCGGUAUUUCCAGUAUGAAGUCCAUGUGCGCAACCUUUAUUGUAAUGGCCAUGAUGGCCAUGAGUGUUACCGAUGUCUCCGGACAAGGUAUCAUCGUGGACGCUGCGCUUCGCAGAAUACUGGAAAACAUCCGCCAGCUGAUGCGCACGGGAAAUCCGGAAACGGGAAUGCCUGUGCUGGCGCCGUUUUUCAGCGAGGACAUCUUCUUCAAUGCCACGUUCGGAGGGCUUUUGGACUUCGACAUCCGCAUGACUCCGAUUCACAUCGAUGGGCUGGAUGCCUUCCAGGGCCGUCUGCAGGUUGAUUUGUCGACGCUUCGAUUUCCGUUCGAGUUCCGCUACAACGACGAGCUGACGAUGAACGGGUUCUACGACAUGAACGGGCGCGUGUACGGGUUGAUUCCGAUUUUCGGCAUCGGAAACUUUUUUAUCCGCCCAAAGGGGGUCCUGAUUACGGGGGCUGCCACCGUUGGAGAUAACGGCCAGGGAAUGCUCGAGUUGACGGAUUUCCAGAUCAGCAUGAUGAUUGAUUCGUUGGAGACAAACAUCCAAGGAAUGUUGCUCGGAGGAGAUUUGUCCGACUUGAUGAACGAAGUUAUCCAGGACGUGGUCCCAUCGGUGCUGCGUAACUUCCCGGAAGGAAUGUCUAAUUUGCUAUCCGCUGCCAUCUUCCCGAUGGCCAGCCGCUUUUUGGCGACGAGAACCAUGGAAGAUUUGCUCAAUCUUCUGUUCCCCAGGGGUUAAAGCGGAGGCUCUUUUGGGACACUGAAAAUCAAUUUGAAUUCGAUUUAUGUGGGCGAAUUAAUAAAAUAUAACCAAAAAACAGCCUGA
Messenger RNA from Culex pipiens pallens (northern house mosquito), 904 nucleotides. RefSeq lists its product as uncharacterized. The record is from RefSeq and is a predicted model, not a curated record. Bases 89 to 817 code for a protein of 242 amino acids. The transcript is spliced from 4 exons. Lineage: Eukaryota; Metazoa; Arthropoda; Insecta; Diptera; Culicidae.